Molecule: messenger RNA, 1675 nt
Organism: Rhipicephalus sanguineus (brown dog tick)
Lineage: Eukaryota; Metazoa; Arthropoda; Arachnida; Ixodida; Ixodidae
Exons: 5
Coding region: 89-628 (179 amino acids)
Biological process (GO): symbiont-mediated perturbation of host defenses
Molecular function (GO): amine binding
Source: RefSeq, a predicted model, not a curated record
GGACUUUACAGUGCGUAGGCUUUCCUAGACUAACUGUUGGCGUUUGCUUUCUCGAAGAUAUCACAGGCAACAACAGAGAAUAAAUGAAAUGGAAUUUCUGAUAAUUUUACUAGUUGCCGGACUUGCAAAUGGUAGCUUUGAUUACACUGGCAGGGCGACAAUGGAAGAAUUUAAAACUUUUCUUCAAGCAGGCAGCAAGAUAUAUUUGUAUUACAGAAGCUACUCUCGUCAAAUAAACGGUGGUGAUCCGAAAUGCAUUUUUAUGAACCACAUAACUAUCUUGAAUGCGACGACUUUCGCCUAUACAGAGGGUUAUCAGAAGCCCGAUGGGAGGUCCAUCGUUUACACGGUACGCGCACGAAUAUCUAAAAAGAACUCCGCGGACAGUCCUCCUGUGAUACGAGCGACACGAAGCGGACUGCAGAGAAAAUAUCGAUUCGAGUAUUUCGAUGCAAUGGCCGCAUGUGCUGUUAUUACUUUCAACGACGGCAAAUGCACAACAAAAUGUGAACUCCACAUCUGGAGUGGAAACGUAGCAUCUGGACCUUCAGAAAACUGCAAAAGAGAAUACGAAUAUUCGUGCCCUGGGCGUACAAUAUACCAAGUGUAUGACAGAACGUGCUUUUAAUCAUGAAAGAAUAAUAGUUGUAAUUGAGCUUCUGGGGCGGGUCAACGGCGCUCCCACCCUUUCUCUUUGUUCAUUAUAUAUUGAGUGGCAAGAUGUUUGACGUAUCAGUCUAGGCUGAAAUAAAGUCACUCAUAGUUUAGUGACUCCGUACGUGAGGGUAGUCUGGGUGAACUUAACAUUGCUGACAGAUCACUGAUGCUCAGUGGAUACGUCUAUGAAAGCCUUGACUCUAACUUGCUAGAGUAGAAGAGUGAUACUGAGGUACCCUUUGUAUCUCCUUUGUUCCGAUUUAUCAGUAGUUACAAACGAACUUCUGUCAUUUAUCUGACCUGCAUCACUCCCUUUCUGCGUUGGACCAUCAAUGCCGAUCAUUGUCUAAGGCAUCACUGACUAACGACAAAGAACGAACGCAAACAUGAAUUGCUGAGUGUUGCUAGUGGUGAAAACUACUGACGUAAACUAAAAAUUUAAUAAUUCAGCUUUUUCUGCGGUGCCCCUAUAGCAUUUCCAAUGCUCGAACUGGGCGGGAAUUUAGAUUCCAAUGUACCGUGCAGUCCCGCGUCAGAUUACUUUGUGAUGUUUCAAAAUAGACAGGCUCUCUCUCGCAAUGUAGCACAGUUCCCUUAACUUCUUACUAGUUUACGUAGGUUCCUUGCCGAAGAGUUUCAAUUUAAUGAGGGAUAACUACAGUAUUUUGCCUAUAAGCUCUACUAUCAGGUUCAGGUCAUUUACUGUACUUUACUAUUAGGUACUGUACUUUUUUUACUAUCAGGUUAUUUACUCUACCAAAGCUUACAUAUAUUACGUCUUCCUCUCGAAACCAAUCAAGAAAGGCAUUGGUUUCGCAGCUUAUUUUGUUUUUAAAGGAGCCCGGAUUGUUCUGCUGCUGAACGCACCGAUGCGAGUAUUUCAAAAACAAUGACAAGCGCAUCAAAGGAAGCACUGAUCUCUUAAAAACAUAUGAGCGUACAUGCACCGACUUCUGCUAUAUAGUGCAAACACCUAGAUGAUUCAUAUUUGUUUGAACAAUAAAUUUUUCUUUCACGA